Molecule: messenger RNA, 470 nt
Organism: Nezara viridula (southern green stink bug)
Lineage: Eukaryota; Metazoa; Arthropoda; Insecta; Hemiptera; Pentatomidae
Source: the annotation of a GenBank genome assembly
ACGACAGAUGGCAGUGAGUUCCCUGCCGAACUUGGUUCAUUGUCUCUUCAUACCUGCUUCCUACCCUUCUUUACCUGCUUCUGCUCCUAGGGCUUUUUCCCCCUUUUCAGUCAGUUUGUACGUAAGGUCAGUGCUGUUACUUGGUUCCCAUCUCGGCGAAUAUGCCCAGAAAGUUCAACAGAUACGAGAAGAGACAACGUCCUUCGGAUGACUUCGAUUUUCUAUCUAGCAGCAGCGGUUCAGAAUCUGAUUCUGAUCCCGAAACUGAUUUUGUGAAGGAAAUCCGUAAGCAGAUAUCCGAUGUGGUAGAAAGGUUGGAUAUCAAUGAUUUUUUAUUGGAAUCUGAUUCUGGAAUCGAGGAUUGUACUACCGAUGAUGAAGAGUUCGCCAAGAUGAAGAGAAAAAUCUUCGAAAGACUUCUAAUGUUGUCUAAGAGAGCCUCGAGACUACCUCACAGACGUCCGUUAUAA